Molecule: messenger RNA, 980 nt
Organism: Eublepharis macularius
Lineage: Eukaryota; Metazoa; Chordata; Lepidosauria; Squamata; Eublepharidae
Product: zinc finger protein 239-like
Exons: 1
Coding region: 33-980 (315 amino acids)
Biological process (GO): regulation of transcription by RNA polymerase II
Molecular function (GO): RNA polymerase II cis-regulatory region sequence-specific DNA binding; DNA-binding transcription factor activity
Source: RefSeq, a predicted model, not a curated record
AAUCUCAGGAGCAUCCACUGCAUCCCCUGGGCAUGUCAGAAGCCAGGCUUCCAGCAGGCUCCGCCCGAUGCCCUCUGUCCCAUCCCUGCAAGCACUGCGGGGCAGAGUUCCCUCGCUCCUGGGACCUCCGCUACCACAUGCGCUCGCACCCCGAGGGGCGUGGCUUUGGCUGCAAGCUCUGCGGCAAAGCCUUCUUCCGCUCUUCAGCCUUGCUGCGGCACGAAAUCACACACAGCGGAGAGAAGCCCUUCAAAUGUGGCGAGUGCGGCAAGGGCUUUGCCCAGGCAGUGCAGCUGGAGAACCACACCCGCUCCCACACGGGUGAGCGCCCCUUUGCCUGCGGCCAGUGCGGGAAGGCCUUCAUGUCUUCAUCCCACCUUGCCCAGCAUCGGCGCAUCCACUGGGCCGAACGGAAGCACCGCUGCUCUCUGUGCGGCAAGACUUUCCUGCGGCCCUGGGACGUCGCACAGCACCAGCGCUUCCAUACCGGUGAGCGCAACUUCUGUUGCGGGGACUGUGGGAAGAACUUCUUCCGCUCCUCGGACCUCUUGAGGCAUCAGCGCAUCCACACGGGCGAGCGGCCCUUCCGCUGCCACUGCUGCGGCAAGAACUUCUCACGCUCCUCUGUGCUGGCCAAGCACAUGCUCACCCACACGGGCGAGAGGCCUUACAAGUGUGAGACGUGCCAGAAGGCCUACAUCACUGCCUCUCAGCUCACGGAGCACCGGCGCGUGCACACGGGGGAGAAGCCGUACCUCUGUGCGGACUGUGGCAAGACAUUCACCUAUUCCUUCCUCCUCCGUCGUCAUGUCAAAACCCACACUGGGGAACGCCCGUACGUCUGCCCUGAGUGCCCCAAGGCCUUCAAGACCUCAGGGCAUCUACAGAAGCAUCGGCAAAUCCAUGCCCGGAAGGAAGCAGGGGCUGGGGAGGGCUGGCAGAGGCGCAAUGGGGAGGCGGGUUGCGGAGAAGAGUGGUGA